CACCCGCUCUAACUGCAUCGCUGCAAUUACCCCUUUCAUGGGGGACGUCUCCCUCUUUUUAUUUCCCUCUCUGUCUCUAACCACCCACUACUGCUACGGUUCCACCACCUCUUCUUAUAUAUAGCUAACAUUCUUUCCAUUUCAACAUCAACAAUGGUAUCUUUUCUGUUCUCUCUCAUCUGUCAAAGUACACAAUUUAAAUCAUAGGCUUAGAAAGAUUGAUGUUCCUGCAUGUCAGAGCUGUCCCAUAUUAUUGAAUUUGCAGAUUAAGGAACAGAACGAUAGGCAGAACGAUAGGUCUGCUCGAAAACAAUAAUACUGCCGUACCUGCUGCCACUCCAAUAGGUUGAGAACCUGGUCAUAUGGAUCAAAGUUUGCUCUGCGAUGAGGUGUGGCCUUCCAGCCCUCUGGCGACUGUUAAGAACUACAUGAUUGAUUUCCAAACAUUAUCAAUGUAUGCAAGAAGUAAGCAAGACUAUGAUGAAUCUUUUACUAUAUGCUUGGAGAAGGAGAUGAGUUACAUGCCCCAACCGAACUACGUAGAAAAUCUCUGCUCAAAUCACUUGGCUAUUGCUAGGAUUAAAUCAAUCCAAUGGUUUAUCAAGUCGAUAAGCCGCUUGAACCUGUCCCUUGGAACUGUUUUUUACGCUGCAAACUACCUUGAUCGAUUCAUAUCUAUGACUCCUUGCAAUGCAUGGAAACAUUGGAUGGUGGAAUUGUUGUCCAUUGCCUGCUUAUCCAUUGCCUCUAAGUUCAAUGAAACCUGCUCUCCUACCCUGCUUGAAAUUCAGAUGGAGGAUCUGGACUACUCUUUCGAUUCCAGCACAAUCCAACAAAUGGAAAUGAUGGUACUAGAGGCAUUAGGAUGGCGCCUUGCUUCUACGACAGCUUACUCGUACCUAGAACUGAUGUUAUCAUUGAUUGAUAUCGACUUCGGAUCCUUUAAACCUCAAAUUCACGAACAGUUGAUUGCCAGAUUCAACAGUUUGCUUCUUGGAUCUAUUUCAGACUCGAAGCUGCUGGAGUUUAGGCCAAGCGUGGUUGCCAUAUCGGCUCUAGGUUGCAGUCUUGACAAGUCACUUGUUUCAAGUACUGCAUCUGAUACCUACCGAGCCUGUGCUACAAGUCUACUGGAUAAUAAUCAAAAGGCUGAAUUGGUCAGGUGCCAGAAGUUCAUGGAAGCAAAAUCAGUAGCUGAUGAUUGCUUAUUAGUUCACGGGGUUUUCCAUUUCUGCCCUUCAAGUCCCACAACUGUGUUACUGAAGGAGCGGAUUAAUUAUUAUCAUGUUGAUUUCUCCCUCUUUAAGAUGAGAGCUCAGAAAGUGAACACUGCAGAUUCAACAAGGAUCUGCCAGAAGAGAAAGAGGGUAGAAGAAGAAAAACACUAAUAAACAAACACCAUGUUUCAUUGUUUUCUUUUAAGCUUUAACCUGCAUGGAAUUGUUGUAACACCAUAUAGUGAGAUUUACGGCCAAGAAAAUCUUGGCCUUUGUUGUAACACCUUAUAUUAGAUAAGAAAUAAGAGCAAGCAUUCCCGGCCUGCUUCUAACCUAGCAUUAAUACUUUCAUGUGUUGCCAAAUCACGUACUAUACAGCAAAC
Molecule: messenger RNA, 1600 nt
Organism: Argentina anserina (silverweed cinquefoil)
Lineage: Eukaryota; Viridiplantae; Streptophyta; Magnoliopsida; Rosales; Rosaceae
Product: putative cyclin-D7-1
Exons: 6
Coding region: 363-1388 (341 amino acids)
Biological process (GO): mitotic cell cycle phase transition; regulation of cyclin-dependent protein serine/threonine kinase activity
Cellular component (GO): nucleus; cyclin-dependent protein kinase holoenzyme complex; cytoplasm
Molecular function (GO): cyclin-dependent protein serine/threonine kinase regulator activity
Source: RefSeq, a predicted model, not a curated record